AUGUAUACAACGGCCCAGAAACCGCUCGUCGGCGACUUUGCUCAGCCAGCAGUAAAUCCACCACGGAAUUCCAGCCGCCCACUACACCACUCCCACUCUCACUACGAGAGCCCCUUCCAGCAAAUCGACAUGAGGCCUGGCGUGCUCCAGUCCACAACAGAUUUCUUCUCGCAACAGCUCACCGCCAUCAACGCCUGGCUGAGCCGGCAGCCCCUGGUGUUGACGGUGUUUCUGGUCGCAUGCGCCGUGGCGCUCUUGGGGCUGGCGCUGUUCCUCUUCAGUGCCAGGAGAUGUCUCAGGAGGCAGCGCCUGCUGCAGGAGUGCCGGCGCCACUUUGACGACGACGACGACGAGGGCGGGUUCGCGGUGCACGAGAAGGGCGGUCACGGGCCCGCCCGAGGCGAUAGUCUCCCCGCUGAAACACAUCUCGAAUUCGGAUUGAAUGGAGCUGGUCACACGGAGGGCGCUAGCUUCAAACACAACCUGCCGUUUCACGUUUCUGGUUACUUAUGA
Messenger RNA from Diaporthe amygdali, 513 nucleotides. RefSeq lists its product as uncharacterized. Lineage: Eukaryota; Fungi; Ascomycota; Sordariomycetes; Diaporthales; Diaporthaceae. The coding region runs from base 1 to 513 and encodes 170 amino acids. The transcript is spliced from 2 exons. The record is from RefSeq and is a predicted model, not a curated record.